AUGGAUCUCUUACUCAAUUUUAGUUUCAUUUCCAAACUUCUCUUCCUUCUACCAUUCUUCCUUCUAUCUUGGUCGUCGUCUUCGUCAUCGUCGUCAUUACAUCCAUUAGCAGCUGAAUCUGCAAAAUUACAUCAAAAUUACACUGCGAUAUCAGAUUUUCGAUUGCUCAAUAGAAGAAAGUUAAUCAAUUGUCCAAAUAUAAACUCUUUUAUUCAACUUGAAGUCAUCUCCAACUCCGAGACCCUUUUGAAUGAAGAGUUCAUCAAUGUUACCGUUAGCGGGGUUUUGUUUCCAUCAGAAGAUCAUUGGAUUGCUAUGAUCACGCCAUCAAAUGCUAAUGUUGAUGAUUGUCCACUGAGUAAAUUUUUAUAUGUCCAAACGGGUGAUUUAAGCAACCUUCCUCUACUUUGCCAUUAUCCUGUCAAGGCAGCAAGUUUGAGCAGUGAUCCAGAUUACCUGCCAUGCAAUAAGAAAGAGUGCAAGUUGAGAGGUCCAGGGGGGAGAUGUGCGAUAGAGACAUGUAGUGCCACGUUGUCAUUCCAUGUCAUCAACUUCAGAACCGACGUGGAAUUCGUCCUGUUUGGCGGCGGGUUUUUCACCCCUUGUCUUCUUCUCAGAUCACAGCCUCUCAGCUUUCAAAACCCAAAUGCUCCUUUGUACGGACUUCUCUCUAGCAUUGAUUCUACUGCUACAUCUAUGAAAUUGAGUUGGGUUAGUGGGGAUGAAGAGCCCCAACAAGUUCAAUAUGGAAAAGAUGGAACACUACAAACCUCUCAAGUUUCAACUUUUUCACAAAAUGACAUGUGUAAUUCAUCAUCAUUUCAAAGUCCAGCAAAGGACUUUGGAUGGCAUGACCCUGGCUUCAUUCAUUCUGCAGUCAUGACUCAACUUCAGCCUUCUACCACUUAUUCCUACAAAUAUGGAAGUGAUAAAGUUGGUUGGAGUGACGAAACAGCAUUUAGGACACCACCAGCGGGCGGAGAUGGAAAUGAUUUUCAUUUUCUUGCAUUUGGUGAUAUGGGAAAGGCUCCUCUAGAUCCUUCUUCAGUUGAGCAUUACAUUCAGGCAGGGUCAAUCUCUGUGGUGCAAGGGAUGAAAGAGGAAGUAGAAUCUGGAAAAGUAGAUGCAGUGUUUCACAUUGGAGAUAUAAGCUAUGCAACUGGUUUCUUAGUUGAAUGGGAUUUCUUUCUUCAUCUUAUUAAUCCCAUUGCUUCUCGUCUUCCUUACAUGACUGCCAUUGGCAACCAUGAGAGAGACUACAGUGAAUCGGGGUCAGUAUACUCAUUACCAGAUUCAGGAGGAGAAUGUGGAGUUCCUUAUGAAACAUAUUUUCAAAUGCCAAUUUCUGCAAAAGAUCAGCCUUGGUAUUCUAUUGAAAUUGCUUCUAUUCACUUCACCAUCAUCUCUACUGAGCAUGAUUUUACUAUCAAUUCACCACAGUAUGAAUGGAUGAAAAAUGACAUGGCCUCUGUUGACAGAUCAAGAACACCAUGGCUCAUUUUUACUGGGCAUAGACCCAUGUACUCUUCCAUACAUGGACUUUUUCCUAGUGUUGACCCAAAUUUUGUUGCAGCUGUUGAGCCACUUCUCCUACAAAAUAAGGUGGACUUGGUGUUAUUUGGACAUGUUCAUAACUAUGAAAGAACAUGUUCUGUUGCUAACAACAUUUGCAAAGGAAUGCCUUCAAAAGAUAUAGAUGGGAUUGAUACAUAUGAUCAUAAUAAUUAUACUGCUCCACUUCAUGCAGUCAUUGGCAUGGCAGGAUUUACCCUUGACCAAUUUCCCACAAAUGGAAUAGAGAGCUGGAGUUUGUGUAGGGUUUCCAAGUUUGGUUAUUUGAGAGGACAUGCAACAAGGGAGAAGUUAAGUUUUGAAAUGGUGAAUGCUAUCACAAGAGAAGUGGAGGACAGUUUCAACAUAAUAAAAGCUCAAGUUCCAUAGCCAAAAUAUGACUUGGAAAUCCAAAGAAGGUACAUAGUAAAUAAAAGUGACGAGUUUGAAACAGUCAAAUUUACAUACAUUAGUCUGGUGUUGGUUUAAGGGAAUGAAUAUUUUGUUUGAUGGAAAGAAUCUACUUUGUAGGCGAAUGACUCGUGUGCAUUUUAUGUUACAAAAAUUUAUUUCAUAGAUAUAUUGUAAUAGAAACAUACAUGUAUGAGUAAUGAAUAAUCCAUCUCUUCAUAUUAAAAAUCAAUAACCUCAUAGUUAUGUCAAAGCAAAUAUAGCUCAACUUGCAUGUUGAAUGUGUUAACAACCGAUCAACUCAGCAAGGUACAAACAUUCAAAUUAUAAUUACAACUCGUGAUGAAAAAGUAUAGACGUUUAACCAUUCUAAUAAUAUUCAAGUUAGUAGAAAAUUUAGAUCACCAUCACACCAUUUCAAGCCUCAAUUUUCAUUUGAAAUUCUAAAGGAUUUCUACUUUUAAAUAAUUUUAAAACUUCAAUAAACUUUUCAAUUAGCUGUUAGUAAUCAAUACAGAUUGAAGUCGAGUAAGAAGAAAAAGAAACGACCCACUAACAGAGACAGCUCUUUAUUGAGUAAUGAUAUUAUGGUAAGUUCUGAACAGAGGACCAGAAAGUACUCCAAAUCUAUACAGAAAAGACUACAAGACUGAUACAUAUAACUUGUGAUAUCAUAUAUACAUACAAAAGUGAAUUGAUGAAAGACUUGUGUCAAAUUUCAAUCUACUUGUCUUAAUGUAAACUUACAUGAUCUAUGUGUCACGACGAUCCUACUCAUUCCAUGCACUCGCUGCGGCUGCAAUCCGAUAUCCAGUUUGCAUCACUUCCAACGAGGCCAGUGAAUGACUAUGACUGGAUGACGACAAUUGUAC
Benincasa hispida (wax gourd) is the source of this 2834-nucleotide messenger RNA. NCBI's taxonomy places the organism in Eukaryota, Viridiplantae, Streptophyta, Magnoliopsida, Cucurbitales, Cucurbitaceae. The record is from RefSeq and is a predicted model, not a curated record.